This is a messenger RNA of Penaeus vannamei (Pacific white shrimp), 853 nucleotides long. The record is from RefSeq and is a predicted model, not a curated record. Lineage: Eukaryota; Metazoa; Arthropoda; Malacostraca; Decapoda; Penaeidae.
UACAUAGAGAGUAUGUUCAGACGCAGAAGUGGAUUCGGCGCUCUCAAGCGUUACCUCCUGGAUUUGGUGUUGCCGCUCUACGAGUCCGUUGGGUUCGACAACAACAUCGAGGACUCUUUCUUGGAGCAAAAAAAGAGGAAAAUAGCCGUGAAAUGGGCUUGCAGACUGGGCCACAAGGACUGCCUCAACAAAGCGCUCACUCUCUACAGGCACUGGAUGUCACAGCCGGACAAUUCGAGCAUCAUUUCGCCAAACCUUAAACCUGUGGUGUAUUGUCGCGCCAUCGCCGAGGGCGGGGAGGCCGAGUGGGACUUCGCGUGGGACCAGUACGUUACUUCCAGCGUCGCUACCGAGAAAAAGCUUCUUCUCAGAUCUAUGUCCUGCUCGAAGCAGACUUGGAUCCUAUCUAGAUACCUCGAGAUGGCUAUGAACAGGAGCAGUGGCAUAAGACUGCAAGAUGUUAUUUAUGUGUUAAGAAGUUUGAGUAACAAUGACGUGGGACGCUCCAUGCUGUGGGACUACCUCACACAUAACUGGAACAAUAUUUAUACAUACAAGAAGAGUCGGAGAGGUGACGUCAUGAAAAGGCUAACACAAGCAUUUAAUACGAAACAGGAACUGAAAAGGGUCCAGUCGUUUUUGAGGAGGAGGACGGUGACCUUGGAGGGGAACCAGAGGAGCGUCCAGCAGGCAGAAGAGAAGGUCAAGAACAACGUCGCCUGGAUGGACACAAAGUAUGACGUCAUAGUCCAGUGGCUGGAGGAGAACGGCUACUCCUCGAAACUACGGGUCGUUUAAUUCCAUAUAUAUACAUACACACACACACACACACACACACACACACACACACACA